GAAACCGAGUACCCCCGUCUAACGCGCAUUGCUACUCUCAUUUUCACUGUUCCGAUCUCUUUUGCUGCCGCUGAGAGAGUGUCGAGCUUCUUUUCGUUUGUAUGGUUGAAGCGCCGCAACCGUUUAGCCACAGACAAGGUCGAGAAGCUUGUCUUCUUUACACUAACUUUU
This is a messenger RNA of Phytophthora sojae, 171 nucleotides long. RefSeq lists its product as hypothetical. The record is from RefSeq and is a predicted model, not a curated record. Lineage: Eukaryota; Oomycota; Peronosporomycetes; Peronosporales; Peronosporaceae. The annotation marks the transcript as partial. The transcript has a single exon. Gene Ontology annotation, molecular function: protein dimerization activity.